Messenger RNA from Ictalurus punctatus (channel catfish), 8957 nucleotides. It is a transcript of the gene caskin2a, whose product is annotated as CASK interacting protein 2. Bases 412 to 4245 code for a protein of 1277 amino acids. The record is from RefSeq and is a predicted model, not a curated record. Gene Ontology annotation, molecular function: protein binding. The transcript has 22 exons. Lineage: Eukaryota; Metazoa; Chordata; Actinopteri; Siluriformes; Ictaluridae.
GCGCGCGCUUCUCCGCUGACUCGCGAGCGCUCGGUGGAGUGUCACACACGUUCACGCGCUACCGGAGUCGGCUUCCGUCUUAUGUAUGAGGAAAGAAAAGGCUGAGCUCACAGGACUGGAUUAAUGUUUUAAUAUUAUUCUGCUGUUUGGUUAUUAGACUUCAUCAACUUCAUGUCGCGCGGAUCUUCAGCAAGUUUCAGGAUACAACAUGGUACUUGCAAUAGAUAAACAGGAUGGAUGGAUGGAGCAGAGACCCUGAAUAAGAACACCCAGACUAUAUAGGUUGCCUCUGUUAAAGGAAUUAGCGGCUAACGUGAUGCUUGGAAAGCGAAGAGAUGCGGCAUGUUGUGGAGAAACGAGAUUACGCUCAUCUGAAGUGAGACUAUAACUCGUCAGGGUUGGACAGCAGCCAUGGGGAAAGAGCAGGACCUCCUGCUGGCUGUGAAGAACGGAGAUCUUAGCGCUGCUCAUAAACUCCUCGCCAAGAUUAAGGCUAACCGAAAUAAGUUACUCAGCUCAACAAAGAAACUGAACAUCAACUACCAGGACACAGAUGGGUUUUCAGCUCUUCACCAUGCGGCUCUCACAGGCACCACCGACCUGCUGUCUCUGCUUCUGGACGCCCAGGCUACAGUGGACAUCAAGGACCGCAACGGAAUGCGACCGCUCCACUACGCUGCCUGGCAGGGAAAGGCAGACUCGGUACUGAUGCUGCUGAGAGCUGGAGCUUCGGUUAACGGAGCAUCACAGGACGGACAAAUCCCUCUGCACCUGGCUGCUCAGUACGGACACUACGAUGUGUCUGAGAUGCUUCUCCAGCACCAGUCCAACGCCUGUACGGUCAACAAGGCCAAGAAGACCCCACUGGACCUGGCCUGUGAGUUCGGCAGGCUGAAGGUGGUGCAGCUGCUGUUGAGCAGUAACAUGGUGGUGGCUCUAUUGGAGGGUAAUGGGAGAGACAACACACCCCUGCACCUCGCCGCCCGCAACGGCCACAAGGACAUCAUCAGAUUGCUCCUGAAAGCGGGAAUCGAUAUCAACAGAACCAUCAAAGCUGGAACGGCACUUCACGAGGCAGCGCUCUACGGCAAAACCGAUGUCGUCAAGCUGCUAUUGGAUGCUGGGAUUGAUGUGAACAUCCGGAACACAUAUAACCAAACGGCUCUGGACAUCGUGAACCAGUUCACCACGUCCCACGCCAGCAAAGACAUCAAACAACUGCUCCGAGAAGCCUCGGGAGCAAUGCAGGUGAGAGCGCUAAAGGACUACUGGAACCUUCACGACCCUACAGCUCUGAACAUACGUGCCGGAGACGUCAUCAUGGUUUUGGAGCAGCACGUAGAUGGACGUUGGAAAGGACACAUCCAUGACAGUCAGAGAGGCAUCGACCGCGUGGGAUACUUCCCUCCGUCCAUCGUGGAGGUCAUAACGCGGAGAUCUGGGGGCUUCCUCUCUCGCCAGGCCUCCCUGCCCAACCAACGACAUCACACUCUAACCAGAGCUCCGGCCCCCUGCAGCCCUCACCCCGCCCCCCACACUGAUGACUCGUACACCCUGUAUUCACCCACUCAUCCUGACUCACCACGCCCAAACGGCUUGAACCAGCACCCAGGUUCUCCUCCUGACAGUCCCAGUGCCUUGUGUAUUCCAGCUAGUACCAAAGAGCCAGAGGAUAUUUGGGUCCUCAGGAGCUCUUUCACUGGAGACAGGAACAGUGUUGGGAGCGCAGGCAGUGUAGGGAGCAGUCGUAGCGCUGGCAGUGGACAGAGCACCGAGGGCAACUUUACCCACAAUGCCCAGCAUCAGACCAGCACCACCGCACAGGACGUCAACAAGGUCUCGCCCUCUGGUGGUGAAGUGGUAGAACAGCAUGGCCUGGGUUCUGAUGUCAUUAACGCUGAGCCUGCAGGUCGCAGGCCGGAUCAGAACAGCUCCAGAGCCGGUGAACAAGCUGUCAGGCCACAUGUUAUCCGUCCAGAACAGUUACUGGAGGGCAGGGAUGCCGAGGCCAUCUUCCAUUGGCUGCGUGAGUUUCAUCUGGAGCAGUACACUACAAACUUCCUCACAGCUGGCUACGAUGUGCCAACCAUUAGCAGAAUGACUCCUGAGGAUCUUACGGCCAUUGGUGUGACUAAACCAGGUCAUCGCAAGAAGAUCUCCACUGAGAUCAGCAAACUGAACAUCCCAGAGUGGCUACCAGACUACAUUCCAGCCGACAUUGGUGAAUGGCUCGGUAUCAUUGGACUCGCGCAGUACCAGAAAAGGCUAGCCGAGAAUGGCUAUGACUCCAUUAACAUUGUGCGAGACAUUACAUGGGAAGAUCUGCAGGAAAUUGGCAUCAAUAAGCUGGGCCACCAGAAAAAGAUGAUGCUUGCAGUCAAGAAACUUUGUGAUGUGCAAAAGGCUUUGAGGAACCAAGCAGAGGGCAGUGGGACGCUGCAGAGGAGACACCCUCACACCCUGGAGCUGGUAGCUAUCGAGUCGGCCGACGGUGCCGAUGGCCCUUCCUCACCCCUCUCACCCAAGAUGCUCACCUUCCAGGAUAGUGAGCUAAGCACUGAGCUACAGAAUGCUAUGAUUCAGAGUGGCUAUGGUGGCUGCCAGGAAGGGUUUGGUGCUGUGCUAAGUGGAACAAUGACCGUGUCUCUGAGUCAAGAGAGUAUCAGCACACGCUCACGGGGCACUGGGCACUCACAAGAAUGGCCUUUGAAUUCUGUAACUCCCCACAGCCACUCAAAUGAGAGUUUGGGCAGCUCAGACUGCAGUGCCCUCAAAGAUUGCCCAGUUCUGCCUGCCAAGAUGGCACCACCAUUACCUUUAAAGAAGCAGCAGUCUACACAUGGAAGCCCACCGAUAACACCAAGCAAGACGGCUCGAUUAGCCUACCCUGCGGCCCACUCCAACCCUGGAAUCUCCGCAAAACCAGAUGGUUCCUCCAUCCAGAGAGGAUUUAGCUACCUCCAAAACAUCAAUUCAGAUCAGACUUGCACUGCUCAAUCCAGACCCAGUGGUGAGAACCGCCAGCCAAAGAAGCGCACACAAAGCCUGUCACGGUAUGCCCUCUCUGAUGGGGAAGGAGAAGAAACUGAAACACCAGUAUUACCACCCAACCUGGUCUCGUAUGCUACACUCACACGCAAGCCUGGUCAUGGUCAAACAACUUCCGCUGCCAAUGACAGGCAAGUGGGCCGGACUCAAUCCUUUGUAAUACGUGCCAAGAGGAAGGGGCCACCCCCACCUCCCCCCAAGCGGCUGAGUUCUGCCUCGAGUGCAGGAAAUAGUGGUGGGGUGGAAAUCGAGAGUGCUGGGAGUGUUCGAAUCAUUGCUGCCAGGCUGGAAAAGAGUGGAGAUAGCCCCACUAAGACCCCCAGCAGCCCCUCAUUCAAACCUCCCUCACCUGCCACCCAAUCCAAACCUAUAAGCAUUCAGAGAGAGAAAACCAGUGAGGUCUCUCUGUGUCAAACUGGUCAUGCAGAGCUCAGUGGAGUAAAACCCGAGGAGCAAGACAUGAAGCUUCAGUCAAGCCAAGAACAUACUCCUUUCAUGUCCCUUCAGGGAACUUUGUGUGAAAGCAUUCCAUUUGCUCAAGAGGGCAAAGGGACCAUAAAGCAGCGGCCAAGAAUGGAAGUGGCUAAAAUGGACACUGAAGUCAGCUUCCAACCCCUGAAACCUGCUCAGUUGCAUAAAUCAUCCUUAAGAUUACCAGAGUUCAAUCUGAAGGAGUCAGACACUGUCAAGAGGAGGCAUAAACCCAGAGAAAAGGAACUGCAGAUCACCAGUCAGGACCCAGUCCCAGGAUGGGAGGGUUCCUCAGCGACUGAGAAGAUCUCAUUCUGCAUGCCAAAUGGUGGACCAAUAGGGAACCUCUCUCCACAGAAACCUCCAACACCCUGUAAACCAACAAGGCAUUAUGUUGCAGCCCCAUUGGUAGUAGAGGGAACUCCUCAUAUUCUGGCAACCAGGAUGGGGCAGGACAUUGCCUUCACUGUCUCCUCUCCAAUAAGAAGAGAGUGUCUAACCAUCAGUGGACCCCAGGACCAAAAACAAGAUGAGAUUGUCCACAAACGAAUCGAGCAGACCAGCACUUCCCUGGUGGCAGCCCUUGAAGUGGUGGAGAGAAAUUUAGCUCAGACGGAUCAGACUGACAGUGGUGUUUACACUGUGAGAUCAGCAGGUAACAUUCUGGAUGACAUCGGGAACAUGUUUGAUGAUCUUGCUGACCAGCUGGAUGCCAUGUUGGAUUGACCCCAUUCUUUCACGUUGUACUGUUUGCGUAUCAUCUCCGGGGUGGACAGAGAGUCUUUUUGGCACGCUGUAAGAGUGUCCGAUCUUUCUAAAACCUUCAGGUCCGUUGAAUUACUGCUUCUGAGUGGGGCUUUCCUUCUGGAUGGUCAAAGAUCACUGGAUUCAAGAUGCCAUGUAGCUAUAGAUUGUGGACUCGCAAUCGGAGAAGUAAGAAUGAAACGAGACACCCAUCACAGGUUGGCUCACUCAGACCGGGUGUGGUCGAUUUGCUCCUGCCUGGACUUUAUAGCACUUACUGUUUACUGUGUUCCAGAUUUGUGAGGAGAAAGAUUUUAAUUUCCUGUUCCACACAGGGGAAAAAGCUAGUGUCUCAUUUCUGCUUUAUUCAGGCCCUAAAGUGCACAUCACAUCAUUUGUUAUACUACUGUAUAACAGCAUGAUAUCUACUACUUUUUAUGUGUGUUUAAAGUUUGUCUUCUCAUCUCGGAGAGUCUUCUCUUAUGAAAGUACUAUAUUUUCCAGACAGUAAUUCGCUACAGAAUAUUACAUAGCAGUGUUUUAAUGUGAAAACCUUCUAAUUUACUCCUAAUUAACUAAGUAGCUUUUGUGUGUCUGAUCACUGCUGUUAUGAUGAUACUAAUUUUCUCUAACACUGCUAUGGGAUUUGCACUGUUAUGUCGGUGGCAAACUAAAAGCACUUCUGAUAACCAUCCAUAACUACUGUACAAACACUAACAAAUGGUUAAACUCCCGUAAUUGCUUAAAAACAUGCCUGCCAUGAAUACAGUACAAAUCGUCACACUUCUGUCACUGCUGGAGUAGCAUGCCCAUUGUGAAAACACUAGGAAAUGGCCAAACUACCAUAAUUUACGUUUAUAUUUACUACAAAAACCACAUGGAAUGAGCAACAUUCCUACAGUUAAUUACAGUAAUCACUAUAUUAGCGUACUAUUGGGAAAUAAAAACCAAAACAAAACAAAAAAAGCCAAACUACUAUAAGUGCUGGAGUAUUUUGCCUACCAUAAAACCAUCAAUAGCUUUUGGCCAAACUAUUACAACAUCUAGAGCAGCAUGUCUAGGGUAAAAACACUAACAAAUGGUAAAUGUGUUUUAACUAAUGGAGUAGCAUAUCCUACCAUUAAAAAUACAAAGUAAAAUGAGAAACCAUCAUUUCUAUAGUAGUGUGUCUACUGCAUGGGCAAACAACCUUAACUGCGACCAUCAGAAUAAUACCAAAUGCCUGAACUACUGCCAUCAUAGUACAUCUAUCAUAAAAACACCAGCAAACGGCCAAACUACUAUAAUUGCUAGCUAAUCAUGGCUACCGUAAAAACACUACAACAUGGGUAAACAAUUGUAAAUGCUAAAAGAGAACACAUACCAUAAGUACACUAAAAAUGGCUGUAACUGCUGUCGUAGUGCAUCUAUGAUAUAAAGACACUUUAAACUACUACCAUAAUUGUUGGGGUGAAAAAAAAAAAACACUAAAUAUGGAAAAACUACCGUAAUUGCUCUGACAAUAAGGCAUAUGAGUGUAAUUUAAGUAAAAUAAAUUUAGUAGCCUGCCUUAAAAACCCAUGCCUGUUAAGAUUUUUUUAAAAAUUAUACGUCAAUUUGUUGUACACGUUUGACGGAAAUAAACUCUUUGAUUCUUUAAAAGAUAUUAAGUACCAAAGCCCAGGAUCUGGUAAAAUGUGAGUAAUGAUCUGUAAGUGCUGAGAUUUCUAAUAGCACAUAAUCUCUAAGGACCAAAUUUGUCAGAUACUGACUGCAGAAUUAGGACCAAUGCGUUAUUUGUACAACUAUUGGUAACACUUAGUAUGAACCCUGCAUUCAAAUGCAUUUAUAGUACGUUAUCUAGCAUACAUGAUACCUAUGCCAACAAUUGAUUGGUUGAUUAUUAAUUAACAAUAGCAUGCUUUAAAAAAAAAAAAAAAAAAAAAAAAAAGAUUAUUAAUUAAAGAACGAGGCGUCGUAGCUAUCAGUUUCUAGUUACUUUUAAUGUUGUGGGACAUACACAAAGCAAGUUAGUAUCACUUACUGUACAUUAUAGUAGUUAUAAACAUUCAUUCCCCUCAAAGCAGCCUCACUUUUUCACUCUCUUGGAGUUAAUAAAAUGCAAACUGGGAAAAAAAAAAAACGGAAAGCACAACGUCCUCCGUCCCGAAGACUUUCCAGUGGCGGGAAACUUGCCGACUGUUACAAAUCGCUGACACUGGAGACUCCUUCCAUAAAUAUUUCAGAAAACAUCUCCUAACAGAAACUUCACCACAUCAACAGUUGUAUAUUUUUUCUUUGUUGAGUAUAGUGUUUUUUUUUUUUUUUUUAAUUCCUUUUAUUAUUAGCCUUAGAUUAUGUUGAGCGUCUGAGCUACACGGUCCUGUGAAUGAGUUGUUAUGUUGAGUUAUGUUGGGCAUUGUAAGGUAUUAUGUAUGCGAUGUGACAAAUAACAUUUCAUAAAUGUGUUUAUAAUGCAUAAGGAAUACAUGAUUCAUCACAAGUGUUACCCAACUAUCUAUAUCGAAAAUGAUUGUAAAUAAAAACAAGCACCAAACAGCACAUUCAUCUGACCCACAGAUUCCCAGUAUGAAUUGUUAUAAAUUGUUAUAAAUAGUGUUAAUAAUGAAUAGUCAUAGUUUUUUAUAGCGAGAGACAGUAUUGGUAGCACUGACUGCAUGUAUAGUGUUUCUGUUUGCAUCCUUCACUCGCAAUGCUGAUUUAAAAAAGUUUGUAGUUUGCGAGAUCUUCAAUUCCUAUAGGGCCACAUUCAGAGUUGAGUUAAGCAUGGAUUUAGUAUUUACUAUAUUAGAGAAUCAUAUGAUGUGCCGGAUCAAGUGCUGUUUUAUAAGCUGCUGAAUAAUGAGGGUGAAAGCCAUGUUGUUCGAUUAGACCCAAUUUACAGUGAUUAAUGUGAACUAGGCCUAUUCGUGCAGUAAUGUGUUAGGGAUAUCCACUUCGCACUGGAUUAUCCCGCUCAUAUAUAUAUAUAUAUAUAUAACAUGUGUAUAUAUAUAUAUAUAUAUAUAUAUAUAUAUAUAUAUAUAUAUAUAUAUAUAUAUAUAUAUAUAUAUAUAUAUAUUUCACUUGCCAGCAUUGACAAGUUAAAGCCAUCAUUGAUGUUUGCAGUGCAAAAUCUGACUGAAAGGAUAAAAAUAACGGUUAAUUUUCGUUAGUUGUAUUCUAUCCGGGUCGUUAGAUCUAGAGUUGUAUGUUACUAUGGUUAGAGUUGUUAAUUUACAACGGUGAUUAAACUGACUGGAACUACCUGUGCAAAUUCAACAGUUUGAACACACACCUUCCAGCCAUUCAGAAUCGAGUGUUCAGACAGACCGUGGUAUAAAUGAGUGAUAUACUAGACGUACUAGAUGUUUAUUGUAUUAUUAUACGCAUGCCAUCUGCUUUUUUAUGUAUCGUCAUAUUAGUCCUUUUUUCUUUCUUUUUUUUUUCAUUGAUAAAUUCUCUUACUUUGCUUUGAAAAAAAGAAUAAUUAUGUCCUUCUUCAGUCAGCAUUUUCUAGUCCUGAAUUUUUUAUUUUUUUUUUGAUGAGACUUAAAGGAAGAGCUUAUGUUUAAAUACUCUGAUGUAGAUGCUAUAGAAUAACCCUGCCAUGGAUAUUUAAGUAAAAUCUGCCAAUCUCAGAGGCGCCACUUACCCACAGGUGGUUUCCAUAAACGGGGAGCUUAACUUAAUCAUGUGCUUAACCCGACUCUGAAUACCAGGAAUGUUCCCUGUGUAAAUAUUAACAUAACUUUUUCAACUCAAGUCACCGACUCUGAAUACGGCCCACAAUUAUAAACUGUAAGCAUAAGCACAGAACCACUUUGGUAAGAACAAUGUACUAAACACAGUUUAACCAAAAGGAUGUAAUACAUUCAGUUGCUUUCCUGCUGAAUUUCAACACUCUAAAAGUAAUAGUCAGUCAUAUAGGCUUAUAAAUUUUAUUUUGCUACUCUUGUUGUCUUUGCACUGUGUAUCUACUGUAUGCACUAUACUGUAUUUAUUUUUAGAUUAUUGUAUACAAUGCAUGUACAGUACAAGCUAGCUUACCAAUACCUGACUGAAAAAAAAGAAAAGAUUUUUGUUAUAUUUGUGUAAUGUUUUGAUAUAUUUUACUCAGUCCAUCAGAUCUGACUGCAAGAGGAAUAAAGCUUCCUAAACGUGCAUGUUUUUAUGUAUGAGAAUGUCAGUGGCUACGGAUUUUAUAUAUCAUUUACAUUUUUGAUCAGAUUUACAAAAGCACUCACUCAGCCACUUGAUGUUUUAGCAUAUGGCUUGUGUAUAAAUGCUGUAUGCUACUCUGUGAAUGCUCUGUCAGGCAACUUCAAAAUUAUCGGCACCCAUCGGGUCUUAUGAGGAUGAUUUUUUUUGUUCUACUUUCUGAAAUGAUUUGAGUGGAAACAUAGGCAAGGUUUGGGUAUUUGGUUGAAUUACUUUCGCCUGUUCUCUUAAAGGGUGCCAAUAAUUCUAGAGCUGGCUGUGAAUCCUGUAGCUGCUGGCAUGGUCGUGUCAGUGCUAAGGCAAACACAGAAUUAGAAAUGUGUGUGCUUGUGUAUCAAUGUGAGACCAUAAAACUGACCACUGUUUUGAAAAGGAAAGCAGCUCAAACACUAUUUAAUAAUAAUAAUAAAACUACAUUAAAAUAAUCAUGACAAAAUAUGUUGUUUUUGUAAUAGAAUUAAUUUCUAAAUAAAGCAUGGCCUGCUAAACUCACA